AUGGAAGCCAACCACAAGGCUACAAAGGGUUAUCUAGCUCUUAAUGACCAGGAUCCAUUACCCAACCUUUUUAUCCCUUCCAUGGAUAUGUUAAUCUGGAAUUGCAGGGGAGCCGGUAACCAGAGGCUCAAAAGAACAAUGAGAAAACUAGUUCAAAUUCACAAGCCAGAUAUACUCAUUCUUAUGAAGACUAAAGUAGAGUUUAAGUCUAUGGGGAUGCUUUUUAACUGCAUUGGCUUCACAGCAUCUGCCCAUGUGGAUCCAACUGGGCGAAGUGGAGGCAUUUGGAUGCUUCGGAAUCCAAAUGUGGUCACUGUUCGAGUUGUGGAGGCCAGCUCCCAGUUGAUUACAGCUACAAUUUCUAGGCAAGACUUCCCAGACUGGCUACUUUCAGCAGUGUAUGCAAGCCCAAACCACUGUAAGUGGGAUGAAUUUUGGGAGCACCUAGAAGUUCUUUCGCGUAACAUGACAGAGUUGUGGCUUGUUGUUGGAGAUUUUAACGAUUUAUCAACCACUCAAGAAAAAAGAAGUUUCAACGGAAACCAUCAUCUCAAUCAGAGCCAAGACCAAAGAAGGAGUAAGAAGUUCAAUAACAAAAUGCACCACUGCAAUCUUAUGGACUUGGGAUGCUCAGGGCCUAGAUUGACUUGA
Camellia sinensis is the source of this 651-nucleotide messenger RNA. NCBI's taxonomy places the organism in Eukaryota, Viridiplantae, Streptophyta, Magnoliopsida, Ericales, Theaceae. The record is from RefSeq and is a predicted model, not a curated record.